AUGUGCCGGGAAAACUUGCUGCACGCGCAUGGAACCCCCCUUGGAGUGUACUUAGACGGGCACAGAGAUACACCGCGUAUUCUCAGCUUCUUCUUCCGUGAGCUUUGGGCAGCGGAAAUCGCCAUUCGAGUGUACUUCUAUGAUUGCCUUGAUCAAGCAGCGCUGGGCGGAGCUGCGGCGGAGCUGGCGUACGUAGACUUCACAUGGGGCGCUCCACCCAGAAAGGGAUAUCACUUCGAUGCGUUAGUCCGGCUGCCGACGCGCGAGAACGACUGGAGCUCCGCGUCACAAGAAACUGCUGCCGCCAUGAGCGCGCAGGAAAGCGCGGCGAGGACAGAGGCAAACAGCGCCGGCACCGACGAACGAGCGCAGUGGGCAGUCCGCGCAGAAGGCGCAGGCCGAAGAUUGGGCUCGCACAGCAUAGCGCCGGAAGCAGACAAGGGAGCCACGCAGAAAAGAGCCCGGAGGGAAGAACCAGCGAGGAGCACGCAGCAUAGACCAUCGAGUACUGGUCAAAAGAUACAGCGGCGUCAGCCACGGCAAGCUGCGCGGGAGAGUGGGCUCGCCAGGCGGAACCGCCGUACGAAGCAGCUGCGCGAAGCUGUGCAAGGGGAGGCGUGCGAGUUCCAAGCAGACGAUGAAGAAGACCUGGCUGUGCACAUAGCCACUGCUCACGACGCGGCCUUUGCAAGCAGCAUGGAGGCAACACUGACCGAAGCAGAAAAGCUACGCGCGUACCAGGGAGCGGUUGUGGUGCAGCUCAUAGAGGCGGCGGUGGAGCGAGGUCACCCCGCCUUCCAACAUGUGGAAAUGGAAGUGAUGUAUUGCAAGGCAGCGCAGCUGCCUGAGGACGCGGUCCCGGAAGAAGUCAUCGCGGUGUUACCAUUGGACAACGCCCUGAACCAAAUCAUCCGGCAGAAAGCCGCGACGCCGGUGCGAGAAGCAAUGCCACAAGAAUUCAGGCACAUGAUGAAACCCAAUGCUGUGGUAGCCGAAAAAACCAGCGUCGGGUUAACGGACGUCAAUGCCAGCCACGUGUCUGCGUUGCAAGCGACCGCAACGAAGAGCUCCGGCGACGGGGAGGAAGUGCCGGAAUAUGUACUUCGGACAGGGAACAGACUGCUGGACCAAUUCCAGCCAAAAUACUUUGGCAUAGCAUUUCCGUAUGUCUUUAAGUACUGCACCGGCAUGCCAGACCCGCCAGCAUGGAGCGCCAAGGCACGUUUCCGCCGCCACCCCGACGCACCGCGGGUAGAGUUGGCUGACUGGGUGAAAAUCAUGGCCCGCCGUUGCGAGGCACACGUUGCUCGUGACUGGGUCUUCGGAUUUUCUGCCUGGAAUUUACAUUUCCGUUCAGCCCUCAAUUUGAGCCGUAAUGUGGCUUUAUUUGACGUUCCGGUCUAUGACGAUAGUACAGAUACAUGGCGUCGGCUAAAAGGAGAGGAUAUCGAAGCAGGUGCACAGGAGUUGCUGAAAGCGCUGCGAGGCCAGUACAUUGACCGACGAGGCAGGCCAAAGGCAGUAAAUAUGGACAUAAGUAAGCUGCAGUAUGUGCGUGGCCUGCGCCCAGCCGCGCGGAAGCUAGUCAAGAACAUGCGACACACAGCACAGGAAUUGCCGGGAACACAGGAAGCCCCCAAGCGGAUGCGUUUCGAAAUCGAAGGCAUGCGGAUACGCUUCGGCGUGCCGCUCUUUGUCACCUUUUCGCCCGACGAAGCACACCAAAUGCUGUACGUCCGCAUGGCGCGAGCUCGCUGCAGCGAUCCGGUGCGCGCGGCGGCCUGGGACCAAGACUGGAACGUGGGGGACCGAGACUACCCACCUGUGGACAAUGACACGACUUGGCCUAUUCAUGUAGAGACCUUCCGUCGGCUUGUGCCAGGCUGGGAUCUCCGACGUCAAGCUUUGCGCUGUGGGUCUGACCUGUCUGCAGCGCAACGGCGAGAGAUAGUUCGCGCAGCACAACGGGCACAGGAUGCGCAGACGGGAUACUGCGCGGACUACUGCGCGAAGAGCCAACCCAUGGCAUUUCAUGAAAUCAAAGAAAUGCAGAAGGGCCAGCAAAGGCUCCAGCAAAGCAUGCAAAAAGAACCGGUGGAAAAAAUCGGACAGAGGACUGCGACGCGAUUCCUGAGUGAUGCGUACUGCAAAGGCAUCGUUCGCGGGCAGGUGGAAUGUUGCAACCUGCGUGCGUAUCAGAAGGGCAGCUGCGUCGUGGCCGCGGAGCGAAUCAGCACGGCAGCGUUCUGCAGCUUCCCUGGUCGAGCUUUGUUGCAGGCGGUCAAUGUAGCCUUCGACGAGGAGGCAGUGGGGCACUCGGGCAGCAGAUACGUGUGGGGCAAAAAAGGGCCCGGAGGCCGCCAAAGCUUACGCGAAGUCAGCCCCGCGCAGGCAUAUGGCCACAGACCGUCGCGCCCGGACAUAUGGUGUUUAUCCCCGUACGAAUUUACCACAACGUGGGAGCUGGAGCCGUUGCGGAUUCCACAGAGCCAUAAUGAGUGGAAGCAAGUGCGAGCCACGCAGUCGGAUGUGAAGUUGACAGCAAGGGGCGCCGCUAAAUUCGGCACGGCCGGGGCAGAGAACUGCAAGGUGCGGCUGCUGCCAGGCGUCGACUUCAAAAGAGCGGGUGGCGCAGAAAGCCGGAACAAGGCGUAUUACCCCUCGAGUGCCGGAAACGCAUUGUGCCACGCCUGGUGUUUGCGUCGCAAAGCUCGACCACAGUGCCCCCACAUGGCCAAUGCACCGGUACCGAAUAGAGCGGGCGAAGACACGGAGAGCAAUGCGAUGAUGACGAUGACGUAUUUUCGGGCAUGGACACUGGACAAAAAACGUGGCGGAGACCAAGUGCCGUACGUCAAGCACUUGCGUGAGCCGGUGACGACGUGGGACAGAAGCUUGCGCAGGUGGUUGCUGCAGCUGCCGUGCGCGGAGACAAAGCAAUACGUGGGCAACUUCUUGAGCGUGUACCGCGUCCGGCCGGAAAGCGAGCUGGACAAUAGCGACAGCGAGGACGACAAUGAAGAUAAUGAAGAGCUGGUUGCGACGGAAGAGUUGUUAGGCGCAGCCUGCCAAACACAUGUGGCAGUGGAGGAAGGCAACAAGAAAGAAAGCAAGUGGUCCAAACAUCGAAGUUUGCUCGUAGACGCGUUACAGCGCGCCGAACAGCACUGGGGUGGCCGCAGCGCAUCGGAGAAUGGACCGGGAGAAGUAGGAAACCCAUAUGCGACAAUGGACACAAAGGGCAUCGUGAAAGGGUUGCGUCGCGCGGCCGAGGCCCCGUCGGGGAACGCAACGCAGAGGAACCUCGAGCCGAGCGCGACGCGACGGCCCGGCCGGUUGCAGGAGACCCUGGCCGCCAUCGACCGUUGGAGCAGCUCUGUCGCCGACGGCAAAUGCCGAACUGUGUCGGCGCGUCGCGGAACAGGUCAGAGCAGAGCUGGUGGCAGAAGACGGUGCCAGUCCGCAGCCACUGCGCUGGGUGGUGCACGGGGGCCCCGGCACGGGAAAAUCGCACACGUUGAAAUUGAUCCGUCGGGAGCUGUUCGAAGACAUCGCCGGUGGACGCAUGGCUCGCAAUACCACGUUGUCACGCUGCAGGCGGUGAUGGCAAAGGAACUGGACGGCGACACCAUUCAUCAUGCGAUGGGCUUAAAUUGGCAAGGCGCGUCCGACGACAAGAUCAGCGGAAGCAAGUUCCUCGACCUGAGCGCGAAGGCCGUUCAAUGGCGGUGGCUGAUAAUUGAUGAAAUCAGCAUGGUAAGCGCUGAGCUGCUGGCAAGAAUGGAUUUACGAUGCCGAGAGCUGGUGCGCGAUCUACAGCAGAGUAAGUACGCCCCAGGUAGCGCACACGCGCAGCCCUUUGGAGGGUUGAACGUGCUCGUGGCAGGGGAUUUAUGGCAAUUGCCACCACCACGCGGAACUUUUUUAGGGGAAGUGCCUUGGGAAAUGCUGACCAAGGGGAGCAGCAAAAAAGUAGCCCACGCCGUGCAUGGGCAGAAGCUGGUGUGGGGCUCGCAGGCGGAGAACAGCAUGAUCCACGGCAUCACAGAACUAGAGCAAUGUGAGCGCGCGCGAGACACAUGGCUGCAGAGGCUGCAGCAGCAGAUUCGGGAAGGUGCCCUAAGCGCCGAUAAUCAUGCAUUCCUGCAUGGGCACGACACAGGUGUCCCGGGAAGUUGGUCUGGGGAAAAACUGGACUGCGAAAACGCAGCGUGCCAGCAACUGCUGCAGAGCAAGGUCGCCCCUGCGCGCAUUCGCAGACUAGAGUGCGAGCAAUGCCAGCAAGAACGCGCCUCGAAAAAGCGAGUGUUGGAUGGAAACAUGAGGGGUGACGAGGAAAGGAAGCUGGAGCAAGCAAAAGCUGUGUUUGCAACGAAUGCGGUGAAGUACCACGUCAAUAAGCUGCGGGCGCUAGACUGGGCACGCAAGCACGGGCAAGAGGUCAAAUAUGCCAUUGCGAAAGACACAAUUUCCAGCCGGGCGUUGCAAGAAAAACCGGACUUGGGCAAAGAGAAGUUGACAUGGCUGCAACGUCACGAUCAGGACUGCGGCGGGCUGUACGGGGUUUUGCCUUUGUGCAUCGGCAUGCCUGUCACGGCAACAGAUCACUUGGAUCGCCGCAGAGGCAUACUGAAGGGAUGUCGCGGCACAGUUGUUGGAUGGAGCUGGCACGAAGCAGCAGGCACAGCAGCAGGGAGUACGACACAGAUCUGGAACCAGCUCCCAACUUGUGUCUUUGUCCGGUUCCAGACCAAGUCAGAGUGGCGAGUGCAGGGGCUGGCCACGGAGAACGUGUUUCCGGUGACUCUCCAACGUCAAGCGUGGCACCUGGACAAGGGAAGAAAGCGGCCCUUGCUGCGGGUGGUGCGACGGCAAUUCCCGUCUGG
Durusdinium trenchii is the source of this 4886-nucleotide messenger RNA. The record is from the annotation of a GenBank genome assembly. Lineage: Eukaryota; Dinophyceae; Suessiales; Symbiodiniaceae.